AUGAUUGUCAAUUGUGAACAGAAUGAAAGCAUCAAGAAAGUUGAAUCUUUCUCAGCCUUACAAUCAUAAAUCACUGAUAUAUUCGCAAGUAAUGAUUAAAGCUUGAUUAACUCAGUCUUUACUAUAUGUCUCAACCAUCUUGAUCAUCCUUUAAACACUGUUGCAGUAAUUUCAAAGUCCUUAGUCAAGAAAACCCUGCACUAAGCUGAUAAACAAAAGGUCAGAAGCUUAUACCUUCCUGAAAUAGAGAGAUUGAAAGUUCGUGGAUACAAAUCUAGAUUCAUAGGCCUUAAUAUCAUUAUUGACUACGUUGAUCCCUUCACAUACCUAGAGGAAAAUCCAGGUGCUGUUCAAGAGAUAAUGGAAAGCACUAUUGAGGCAGUUACUACUGGCAAGUAUGUGAUUAAUUUCUUUGAGUCAGUUCUUAAGAAGGCAAUGGGCAAAAGUGUUGAAUAAGAAUAGAAGUCCAAGAGAAAACCUGAGAGAAGCGGUAUGUGCUCUUAUAACACCUAUAGUCAUAAAAAUCAAUAAGAACUCUCUCCCAUAUAUCUUUUAUUGACUGACCCAACCACUGGGAGAUAGAGAAGCCUGACUACCUAGACAUUAGACCAGAUCUUAACCUUACUUAAGAUUGCUAGAUCUAACAAGAUGCUUAUCAUUGAUGAGACUCACAUCAGAUUAGAAAAGAAAUGCCAAGAAUCACUCAAUCAGCUUAAGCCUGAACUCCCAGAUUUCAUGUUUCCCCACGAAUACCUUUUGAAGCUAGUACUAAGUGAGAACUUUUAGACUUGCUUGAAUUGCAUUGAAAUCGUAGCUAUGGAGGUUAAGCAGACAUGCAGCAUAACUAAAUUUGAAUAUGAAAUGGCUAAUAGAUUCAUCAAGAAUUGCCUUAGGACCACAUUCCCUGAAUUCAGAUAGAAGUACAUCAAAGCUAUCAAGUCCUUUAUUAUAAGACUCAGGACUUCAACAGACAAAGACAUUAGGAAAUAUGUAGCAAGUGAAGAGGGGUAAAUGACUGAAAAUGUUCAGCAAGUGGUAGAUUUCAUGAGAGAUAUCAUAACCUUUAUCCAAGAUAAUCUCUACCUUGAUAAACCAGUUGAGGGUGCUCUCCCCUUGUUUGAAAUCUUUAAGAUCUUUAUUGAACUUUUCGGAGACUAUGAAUACAAACUGAGAAUUACUCAAAUUUACCCACCAUGUCAUUUGAUAUCUAAAGCCAAACUUUUAGAGUAGCAAAGUUUCUUCGUGUUUUUACUAAACUCUCUCAAAAGUACCUGGACCUAAGUUAGAAUGUACAGUUAUGAUAUAUUGAUAAGAUACCCAGAUAAUUACCCACUGUAUCAAGACAAGAACUUCAUCAACACUGUAAUUUUAUAGACUGCUCUUGAACUAGCAAACAACCCAAAGGCUAUGCUUGCUGAGGCAUCAGCUUUAUUCUUCAACUUGAUUCUGAAGAAGUGCCUUCGCCAGUUGGAUUUUUUAGACAUCCAGGAUGGAACUCAAGACGACUAAGAUUUGCAACUUCAAUACCUCAAAUACAUUUUAUCGCUCAUUCAAAAAAGGGUCACCACAUUCUAAGUCUCUCUGAUUAAGGAAGGCAAAAAAGAGGCAUUACUUCACGGGCUUUUAUCAUUCUUCAAGCAUCUCUUUGAAGACUUUAAGAUCAAUGUUAAUCCAGAGACUAACCCUGAGGCGUUCCAGAAAUGGAGAACUUUCUUUAAAGAUCUGCUAGAUACAUGCCUUAGCAUUUCUCAAGUUUGCAAGGGUUUGAUAUCUAACAACGGACUAAUGAGUGAUGCUGAGGGCGUUGAGGGAGGAAUUGGAGAGAUCAAAGUAGACUGCAGAGGUCAUCCCAUCAAAAUGGAUGGGCUUGGCGAAGGUGUCGAAAAUGAAGACUAUGAGAAUCUCAUCUUAGUUGGAGUUUGGCUUGCAGUUAAAGAGGAUGGAUUGACUUUGUUCAACUUUUUGAAGUGGUUAGAUUUCCCCACUAGCAGAGACGACAAUACUAAGUUUAUUGUAGAUCAGGACAUUCAUCUACUCUGUGAUAGCUUCCUUGAUAUGCUAUUCAACUUCAAGCACAGAGGUGCAAUAGAGAAAGCUGCUGAAACAUUCUCCCUAUUCUGUCAAAAAUUAUUAUCAUCCCCAGAUGCUUACUACAAGUCACUUCCAGAGAGAAUGCUUGAUUAAGCACUUGAAAAGAUAACUACUGAGAACUUAAGUACUAUCUUGAGAAGAUCAGCUGGUAUUCCCCCUACUAUCAUAGCUAUCUUAAGAGCCGAACCAAUCUCUGCUGAACCAAUACUCCUAAAUAAAACUUUAGAAUUCCUCCUUAAACUAGCUUAGGAAUCAGUUAGCGAGAGAGAUGACUCUAAGAUCCAUGCCUUGAAUAUUAUGAGAUUCAUUUUCUAGGAUGCUUUCCUUAGACAUGACGUGCAAAAGUUCAUCACACCAGCUAUGAUUUUAGCAACAGAGUCUUUCAGCUCCAAUAGUUGGUCUAUUAGAAAUAGUGCCUUAAUGGCUUUUACCGCUCUCACCAAGCGUAUUCUUAACAACUUGCAUGUCCAGGAUCAAGAUUUAUCGAGAACCAAGGGUCUAUCAGUCUUUGAGUUCCUUACUAAAUAUGAAAAGCUUAGCAAUUACUUCCAAAUUAAGCUUAAAGAAGGCCUUAAACUGACUGGCAAGAUCUAGAAAGAAGAAAAGGAGAAGUAAGAUUUGGUUAUAUUCAGUAUCUUAUUGCUCAUUUCAAGACUUAUUCCUUCGUUCUAAUUGGUUGAAAAUAUUGAGGAAGCCAAGAAUGAAAAUAAACAAGUAGAAGAGGAGAAAUCAGAAUUGACUAAUGACUUGAGAUCAUCAAAAUUUGAGGCUAUUGAUGAGUACGUAAGGCUGAUCAAAACAUACGGAGGCAAUGCUACUUACUUUGUAAGAAAAAUCAGUGCGUAAGCCUUAUUACCACUGAUUAAGUUUGAUUCUUACAUUGAUGAAAUCAAGGACUGCUACAGUUAAAUCCAAAAUUCCCUUGCUGAUUCAAAGUCAAAGCUAAGGCAAAACACAGCUCACGGUUUAUUCAUCAGACUACAUGUCUUCUAAUCAGCCUACUUCCAGUAUAGAGAUAUUACAAACAAGCAACUAGGACCAGGCCAUUAUUAAAAUGUCUAAGUUCAAAGAAAGGUAGAAGAAGUGACUCUAGUUCAAUGCUUUGAAAAGUUUGAGACUCAUUAUGAGAAGGCUGAAUAAACUUAUUCCAGAAUCAGCAUAGCUCUAUAUGUUAAAUCCUUUUAUAAGGCUGUUAAUAAGCUUAGAAACUAUACUAUCUCUGAGGAGACUAUCUCUAGAUAUCAUCAAAGAUUCUAAGUUUUGAUGAGUGAGUUAUAGGGAUAAGAACUUAGCAGUGAUAAACAGAUUAUAUUGCAGUAAAUCGCAAGACUUCUUAUCGUACUUAAUCUCAAGACUAUUAUUUAAAAGAAUCCUAAUUCAACUUAGAAUGAGAAUAAUAUCUUUGAGAUAGUCAAGUCAAUCGUCGGAUCAUUUAUUGAUAACUACAGUGAUUUUGUAUAUACAUUUUUAAAUCAAUAUAAUACCAUGGCUCUAAGGACUUUGUCAAGAAUUUAAGUGACUACGUUAGUGUAACACAGCUAAACUACCUUCUUCAAAAGUAAACUUAUUUUAGAAAUAACUAUUAGGGAUGAGAAAUAUUGCAAAGUAAUUGAGAACCUUUUGAUUAUAUCUUACAAGCUUUUAAAGUAGAAUACCUAACUCUACAACCAAGACUUUACUGAGACUUUAUUUAGCUACUUCCACAAAUGCAACUCAAACCCUUCAAUCCUAUCUCAAGUCCUUAAACUCCUUACUAUCGCAGCAGAAAGAGAUCUCAGUCAAAAAUAGGCUCAAUCAACUUUAGUAUGUGAUGUUGCAUAAUUCCUAUAUAACUAUUCAAAUAUGGACCAUAAGGAGUAAGUUAGAAUCGCAGUAUCAAAAUCAAUUGGCAAACUUAUCAAACACUUGAGGAUCUCAAAUGACUCUAUAUUUGUAUCUAGCUUAGAGUAUUUCAGUGCUUAUUGCAAUGUGAUAUCAGCAAUGGUUUUGCUAUUGAAUGACGAACAACCAGAUAUAAGAUACUAUCUCUGCCAUUACGGUCUCACCCAAGUCAUUGAGAAUAAUCAGGAAUGGACUAUUUAACAUGCUUAGAAUGAAUAAGGCUAGGAUCAAGAGAUGAUAGCUGUCACUCUCAAUGAUGAAUUAAUAUAAGUCAGAUUAUUCUAGGACAUCACAGACAAGCUUAUGGCUAUUAAUAAUGAGAACAUACUUAAGCACUUUGCCAAUGAAUUCCUACUCAAAUAAUGGAUACUAGCCAACCCUUAUAGAGAUCAUUUGGCUAAGAAUUUCGAGGAUAAGAUCUUCUUCUUUGAACCUAUUAAUAAGUUUUAUGAUCUCCUCUGGGUCAAAAGAAUUGCUUUCAGAAGUUUAAUUCAAGUUAUCUCUUAUCUUGACUACACUUUGAUUUCAGAGGAACAGUUGGGCAAUCUUGAAAAAUCUAUUAUAAGCUUUUACUCUGAUGACUAAGUAUUGAGACAGUCAUCAACUAAUUUUGAGAAGGUAGUAGAAGUUAUAAUUCUACAUAGACUCAGAAACGGCUUGGAACAGACUCAGACUGUAGCUGCCUCUGAUAAAAAUGAUCAAUACAUUAGAGAAUUACUCUAGUGA
Molecule: messenger RNA, 4698 nt
Organism: Stylonychia lemnae
Lineage: Eukaryota; Ciliophora; Spirotrichea; Sporadotrichida; Oxytrichidae
Source: the annotation of a GenBank genome assembly